Molecule: messenger RNA, 1646 nt
Organism: Coccinella septempunctata (seven-spotted ladybird)
Lineage: Eukaryota; Metazoa; Arthropoda; Insecta; Coleoptera; Coccinellidae
Gene: Ifrd1
Product: interferon-related developmental regulator 1
Exons: 7
Coding region: 224-1495 (423 amino acids)
Source: RefSeq, a predicted model, not a curated record
AACUUGAUCAUACGUCCUUGCUAACUCAUUUCGGUGAGUUGACGAAAACUUGGGUCGCCCGAAAAAAUCAUGAUAUUGAGCUUUUACAAUAAAUUAAAUAUAGUUCAAUGUCAAGAGUGCAGUAUAAGUGACAAAAGAAGAAAUAGUUUACCUUCUUGAUCAAGUGUUAAAUUAGCCGUUUCGUUUAGCAAAUUUAAAAGUACCUUCAAGUUUAUUUUCCAAUAUGCCGAAAGGAAAACGACGAGCAAAAUCUGAGCGCUAUGAGAAUGCAAUGCAAAACUCUGACGAUGAGUCUUGCGACAAUGCUUCAGUAUUCAGUGUAGAAACCAAGAGUGCGAGCGACGAUGGUGAGGAUGAAUUUCUUCAAGACCAGUUCGAGGAAAAACUGAUUGAGUUGAUGGAUGGACUCACCCAGAAAUCUUCACAAGGCAGAACCAACUGCUUGCUCAACAUCUCCAAAGCGCUGGUAUCGAAAUAUGUUCCAGCAUUUGUGUCAGAUAGACAUUUCACCUUAUGCGACGGUAUCGAGAGAUGUUUGAAAAAAGGUUCUACGGCAGAAAGGAGCGCCGCCAGCGAAUUGGCCUCUAUUAUCUGCGUCCAGUUAGGUGCCGAAUCUGGCUGUGAAGAAGUCUGCAAAGCUCUGAAACCUGUCUUGAUGACAACCGCCGCAGAUAAUUCUGUCAGUCCGGCUGUAAGAGGAAAGUGUUGUGCCACUCUUGGUCUCAUCAGUUUCUUAGCAAACUCUGAAGUGGGCGAUAUUUUAAGUUUGAUGCGUCAGUUCGAAAGUUUCUUCUCUGGUAGCUACCACAAAGGGGAUGGGUCAAACAACAAUGUAACUCCAGAGCAGGCUAAUUUCCACGCUGCAGCUCUGAGCGCCUGGGGUCUUUUACUCACCACCAUAGAUUCCAGUUCUGUAUCCAUGAUGUUAGAGACCAAAUCCUUGAUAUCCAUCAAGAAGCUGGCGGAAUUGUUGGAAUCUCAACAUUUGGAAGUGAGAAUGACAGCAGGCGAUGUCCUUGCCCUACUGUACGAAGUUGGUAAAAUGGAACCUGAUGAUUUCGGUGAGGACUUCGAUGAAAUCAUAGCCAGUUUGAAAGGUUUGGCUACUGAUUCUCACAAGUACAGGGCCAAGAAAGACAGAAAGCAACAAAGAGCUUCAUUCAGAGAUAUCUUGAUGUAUAUUGAGGAAGAUGUUCUGCCAGAGGUCCGAGUAAAAUUCGGCAAAGAAGUACUCGAACUCGAUUCCUGGACCAAAAGAAAACAAUAUGAUACUCUAUGUACAAUUUUGGGUCCUGGCAUUAAUAUCCAUUUAGCAGAAAACGAUUUUCUCAGGGAAUUAUUCGAGAUAUCCGAUCCUCUUAUUACAACCGGAACAAAUAACCUUCAUGCUCAGAGUCAAAUGGAGAGAUUCAGAAGGAAACUACAAAAUGCAGCUAAUUUCAAAGCGAGGUCGAUUGCCAGAAGAGCAACCAGAGAUAAACGAUUGGAAUAUUGAGAGUGAAACAACAUAGUUAUUAUGUAUUAUUUAAUUUUAACUUAGCCCAAAAACAAGGCAAAUACAUAUUUUCGAUAUUUUCGUCUUGUUUUUAUCUUAGAUGUAAAUAAUCUUAAUCAAUUCUUCUUAUUAAUAAAUUGUGUGGAAAAUU